AUGGGCUUGACAUUGAUCUCUGCAACGCCCUCCCCAUACGCCCGCAAAGUCCGCAUCUCUCUCCACGAGAAAGGCAUCCCAUUCACACUCCAGACCGAAGUGCCCUGGGACUCGACCACACAGACACCCCAGCACAACCCGCUGGAGAAGCUUCCCGUUCUGAUCGACGACUCCGGGAAGGGAGAGCCAACGUCCGUGUACGAGUCGCACUUCAUCCUCGAAUGGCUGGAGGCGUACUACGGCCCGGAUCAAGGCUACAAGGGCAUACUGCCCAAAGGGAAGGCUGAUGAGCUUUUGGCGAAGCAGGUGCAGGUUGUGGCGGAUGGGGUUGCUGAUGCUUGUGUUUUGAUGUUUUUCGAAAAGCAGCGCGACCAACCCUCAAAAGAGUGGAUCGCACGGCAGGAGCGCAAGGUCAAUGGCGGGCUCAAAGCACUGUCGCGGUGGGUCGGAGACAAGGAGUUCAUUGUAGGCGAUGAACUCUCGCUAGCUGACAUCGCCGCGGGCACUGUUUUGGGCUACAUGAAAGUCCGGUAUCCAACGCAGGACUGGCAGGAGGACUACCCAAAUCUGAAGCAGUAUAGCGAUCGCCUGGAAGAGAGGGAAAGCUUCAAGGAUACAAAGCCUUACCCUCAGAAGAUUAGCGACAAGAUUGUGUAA
This is a messenger RNA of Cyphellophora attinorum, 657 nucleotides long. Its product is annotated as putative GST-like protein. The coding region runs from base 1 to 657 and encodes 218 amino acids. NCBI's taxonomy places the organism in Eukaryota, Fungi, Ascomycota, Eurotiomycetes, Chaetothyriales, Cyphellophoraceae. The record is from RefSeq and is a predicted model, not a curated record. The transcript has 3 exons.